Molecule: messenger RNA, 804 nt
Organism: Nyctereutes procyonoides (raccoon dog)
Lineage: Eukaryota; Metazoa; Chordata; Mammalia; Carnivora; Canidae
Product: basic proline-rich protein-like
Exons: 5
Coding region: 1-804 (267 amino acids)
Source: RefSeq, a predicted model, not a curated record
AUGUAUCGCAAAGGGAAUCGUUUUUCAGCCGGGCCCUGCCGGGCCCCGAACCCCCGCCUCCCGAGCGGCCGCACCAUCUUCCCGCCCCCGGACCGCCGGGCCGGGGCCCUGGGCCCCCCCCCCGCCCCAUCACUCCGACCUCCCCCGAGCCCUCCAGCCAAUCCGCGGGCGCUCCCCGGCCGCCCCGACCGCAUCACCCUCGCCCUCGCAGCUCCCAUCUCUUUAUCUCACCCCCCACCCCGGGGUGCGCGGCGCGUGGGCAGCCCCCGCCCCCGCGCGGCUGAGCGAGCCGGGCCCCACGAGGCUUACCCGACCGGGGCGCUCCGGGGUCCUCCGGCGUCAGGCCCCGGCUCCAGCCGCUGCGCCUCGGCCUCCUCCGCAGCCGGGGGCCACAGCCGGGGCGGGGCCCGCACCGGAAGCGGCGCCGCGGGGCCGGGGCCCGACCCUGACAUCAGCCCCCCCAUCUCUAGCGACCCUGACAUCAGCCCCCCCAUCUCCAGCGACCUUGACAUCGGCCCCCCAUCUCUAGCGACCCUGACAGCGGCCCCCAUCUCUAGCGACCCUGACAUCGGCCCCCCCAUCUCUAGCGACCCUGACAUCAGCCCCCCCAUCUCCAGCGACCCUGACAGCGGCCCCCAUCUCUAUGACCCUGACACCAGCCCCCCAUCUCUAGCGACCCUGACAUCGGCCCCCAUCUCUAGCGACCCUGACAGCAGCCCCCCCAUCUCUAGCGACCCUGACAGCGGCCCCCCCAUCUCUAGCAACCCUGACAUCGGCCCCCCAUCUCUAGCGACCCUGACAUAG